This is a messenger RNA of Myxocyprinus asiaticus (Chinese sucker), 3775 nucleotides long. It is a transcript of the gene rbm34, whose product is annotated as RNA binding motif protein 34. Gene Ontology annotation, molecular function: mRNA binding. Gene Ontology annotation, cellular component: cytosol. Bases 198 to 1466 code for a protein of 422 amino acids. Lineage: Eukaryota; Metazoa; Chordata; Actinopteri; Cypriniformes; Catostomidae. The transcript has 11 exons. The record is from RefSeq and is a predicted model, not a curated record.
UCAGUCUUUGUGGUUUCCGGGAGACAGAAAACACGUUGCACACACGUGGACGUGUGAGAUCAACGUGUUUGUGAAACUCUAAAACAUAAUUUUAAAGGAUUAAAAUAUCUAACAGAUCAUCAGGGCAUUAUUAAUGUAUUACACAGAGAGUGACAGAAAUAAUCACAGAGACUGAAAGUGACCGACAGAGUGGAAACAUGAAGAAGAAACAGAUCGUAAAGAGUACUGACAGCAGAAAUGAUGGACAGGCUGGAGAUUAUACGAUUGGUCAGGUGUCCGGCAGUCUGUUUCCAGAUAAACACAAAUCUGGUGCUUUAUCGUCUUUAUUCUCCACAUCAUCAUCAGCGAAUACUUUAGUCUUCGUCCCUGCACCGAAAGCGGACGCUAAAGUCCCGCCAGCAACCACAGAUUCCCCUCACGUGAAAAAUAAUGAUAAGAUUCAAAAACAGAAGACGAUUCCAAAAACAUUGUCAGCAGCAGAGAAGAAGCUACAGGACAGAGAAAGUGCUUUACAGAACGCAGAUGAUGAUGGACAGAAUAGCACAAAGAAAGUCAAACGCAAACAUCCUGAUGUUGAUGAUGCAACAGUGGAACAAGAGCGACCCGUCAAACACAAGAAGAACAUGGCAGAGGAGAGAAUAAAGAUGAAAAGAACCGUGUUUGUGGGAAAUCUUCCGCCAAGCUGCACAAAGAAGAUUCUUUUUUCCCUGUUCAAGCAGGCGGGAACAGUUGAAUCCGUCCGGUUUCGUUCAGUGGUUCGGGAAGAUCCAACGAUGUCUCUGAAAGUGGCGGCCAUCCAGAGGAAGGUCCAUCCUAAAAAACCAAAUAUUAAUGCUUAUGUCGUCUUCAAAGAGGAAGAUGGAGCUGCCAGUGCCCUAAAAUUGAACGGGCAGGAAAUUCAGGGUGGUUUUCAUAUCAGAGUAGAUCGCGUCUCUCGACAAACAGCACAUGAUCAUAAAAGGUCCAUAUUUGUGGGCAAUUUACCGUAUGAUAUUAUGGAGCUUCCAUUACGGCAGCACUUCGAGGAGUGUGGUAAUGUGGAGGCUGUGCGGUUGGUGCGGGACAGAGAGUCUGGGAUGGGAAAAGGGUUUGGAUACAUCCUGUUUGAGAGUCCAGAUUCUGUCAUGUUGGCUUUGAAACUCGAUGGCUCCAAAUUACAGGAGCGAAAGAUCCGCGUGAAACGAUCAGUGAAGAAGGAAAAAGAGAAGAAAACGGCUCGAGGUCGACCUUUUGGAGGGAAACCUGCGACAGGAAGUGACAGAAGAGGAAACAGAGCAAAAGGAGAAUUCAAAGGACCACAACAGGAAGGCAGAAAUAAGACAGGAAGGAAGUUUAUGAAAAACGCGGGCAAGAAUCAAACAUCAUCCUCUUUCAAAGGAGAAAUGGCAGAUCCAAUGGCAAAAAAAGGCAAACGACUGAAAAAGAAAUUUAAAUUGAAAAAAAACAAAAGCACUGUUGACAUUUAAUGCUUGUGGUUUAUAUCGGUUCAGUUACUUUAUACAGGUUUUACAUGCUUGUGUCACUAAACUGCCAAUAAAAGGUUUGUGAUUGACAGUCUUGGUUAAGUUACUCUAAAAAAAAUUUAAUUACUAACUACUAAUUACAUCUUCUACAGUGUAAUUAGAUUACUGUACUAAUUACUCUGUCUGAAAAGUAAUUACAUUAUUACGAAUUACUUUCUAAAACCCUGAUCAACCUCAACCAGAUGAAAAAUACAAGGAUGGACAUGAAACUGUUCUUUUAAUUCAUUCAAAUAAAUAAUAUAAAAUCAAAUAAAUUAUUCAUGAACUGGCCAAAGAAUUUAAAGGGGCAGCGUUAAAUUAGAAAACACAUUUUAACAUUAGAGUUACAUUUUUAUUUUAAAUUCUUUGUUUUAUAUAGAAUUGUUCUAGAGUCUAUACAGUAUUUAACACAAUUACAUCAGAACUAAUUAAAUUAAUGAAAAAUUAAGAGUAAUCCCUUUAUUUAUUCAACGAAAAAGUAAUUAAAUUAAUUAGUAAUGCAUUACACUCAACACUGCUGAUUGGACAUGUAACUCACUUAAUCGAUCUCAAAACAGGUCAAAAGGAAACGAGAGCAGAAAGGGAAACUACGCAAAUAACGACAUAAAGAUCGUUUUUUGUUUCCCGCGUGCUGUUUGACUGACAGGCAACUUGUGUGCGCGCGUACGGAAACACGCCUGUUAAAUACCCGUUGUUAUUUUUUUCCCCACCUGCAUUCUGGCAGGUCCCGCCUCCUGCGUUCUGAUUGGCUACUAAGAGCUAUUUACAAGCGGUCUGCGAUUGGCCAGUUGAGGAGUCGUUCAUAUCUACAGUUUUUCUGAGCAUUUCCAUUGAGCAGCGCCAUGAUGAUUGUAAUUGCCUGUAGUUACCUUGAUAUUUUAUAUUCGGUAUAAAAUGAAACCAUAGAUGUGGGAGCCUGGCAAAACUGACUUAAAAAAUAAAAGAUUAUAUAUAUAUAUAUAUAUAUAUAUAUAUAAAUCAAAUCCCUUUAUUGUCACUCAACCAUAUGCACAAGUGCAACAGUGAGUGAAAGCAAAGCAUAUCACUCAUUAUUGUUCAGGACAAAAUGAUAUGUCACAUAUAACAAACUAUUUUCUUUCCAGUACAUUUAUUCAGCCAUUUACUUUUAAUAAAAAGAAAAACACAAAUAGUUUUUCUACUGUCAGAAAGACAAAGUGUCAGAAGUUAUAGAAUCGGUAAUCAUCCAAUCAGAAGGCGUCAAGCUGGUGGUGACGUAUACACUUUCGUCCAAUCAGUUGAUGUCUAAAAAUAUAAAUCGCGGUAGUUGCCGGAAUACAGAGGGAAAAAACGCGUAAAAUACACUUCAAAAUUCCGCGAAAAUGCCGAUAAUGUUUAUGUAUUAAUGUAAACACAGCCAUUUAUGUCUAAAAUAAACAUAAACAGCGGGGAUGUAUCAAAAUAUCAGAACUGAAGUGCAGCAGCUGCUGUUUAGUGUGACAUUAAGAUUAAUCAAAUAAGAAAAAAACGAGAAAACCACUCACUGCUCGUUUAUCACACAUCUGUCUGCAAUUUAACGUGUCACUUUUUGUUCUUAGCAAUUUUAUAGCUAAUUUCUAAAAUAACAAACAGCAAUAGCAUAGUUCAUCCAAAAAAAUCAUAUUGUCAUAAUUUACUCACCCUCAUGCUGUUCCAAACCCCAGACGAACUCUGCAGAAAACUCCACAAAAACUUCCACAGAAUUGCGAAAUGUGUCAUUCAUAAAAGUUCUAUGCAUUGUCCAUCCAUUGUAUGUUUGUUUAUGAAAUAUUUGGGUUAAUUUCAUGAUGCGUUCAGGUACCAACAAGAAUGCAGUACAGAUCAAUUUAAUACAGUUUGCUAUGUUUAAAUCUCUUCUCAGAAUUCCACAGAUGUUCCCUAAAAAUCAGCACAGAAAACGCAAAAAGAGUCUGCCGAUUCUGUCUGCGCUCAUAUGACUUCCUUUCUUUUGUGGAACACAAAAAUUGACUUUUUUAAAUAUCUUGCCAUUUUUUUAAUAUUAUUUUUUACAAUGAAAGUGACAAAAAAUUCUCACACAAAACUUUUGCAUGACUUCAGAAGACUUAAAGGAAUGUUCAAUAAAAAUUCAAUUAAAGUUCGACAGCAUUUGUUGCAUACCACAAACAUUUAUUUGACUCGUCCCUCCUUUUCUUUACAAAAAGCAAACUUAUAAUUUAAUAAAAGCACUUACAUUAAUUCUUCUGUUAAACUCAUGUAAAGCUGUAAAGUUGUUUAAAUCAUUUUUACAGUCGUUUUAGUGUUUGUUGACAUUAAAU